Thecamonas trahens ATCC 50062 is the source of this 3036-nucleotide messenger RNA. RefSeq names its product hypoxia up-regulated protein 1. Gene Ontology annotation, molecular function: calcium ion binding; ATP binding; ATP-dependent protein folding chaperone. Lineage: Eukaryota; Apusomonadida; Apusomonadidae. The transcript has 2 exons. The record is from RefSeq and is a predicted model, not a curated record. The coding region runs from base 1 to 3036 and encodes 1011 amino acids. Gene Ontology annotation, biological process: negative regulation of hypoxia-induced intrinsic apoptotic signaling pathway; endoplasmic reticulum unfolded protein response; cellular response to hypoxia. Gene Ontology annotation, cellular component: endoplasmic reticulum chaperone complex; membrane.
AUGAAACUUGCGACGCUCGCCAUCCUCGCCGGACUGGCUCUGUGUCUGGCAGCGAGCAUGGUCCAGGCCAACGUCAUCGGCAUUGAUCUUGGCUCGCUCAACACCAAGGUUGCGCUGGUCAAGCCGGGCGUGCCGAUGGAGGUUGUACUCAAUGUCGAGUCCCGGCGCAAGACGCCGACCAAUGUGGCGUUCUACGAGGAUGAGGUUAUGGUCGGCAGCCCUGCGCUCAAGCUUGCCACCCGCUCGCCCAAGCACGGCGGCAUCCGGGCCAUGCAGCAGCUGCUUGGCCAUCCAAUCUCGUCACCGCUUGUCGAGCACGCUAAGGAUCUCAACACGGUGCUCGAGGUCGUCGAGGCCCGCGAUGGCCGCGGCGGAAUCGGCUACGCUCCGCAGCCCGGCUCGGAGACGUCGCUCACUGUUGAGGAGGCUACCGCGCUCGUCCUGCGCUAUCUCGCGGGCACGGCGUCGGACUUUGCCGAAGUCAACAUCAAGAAUGCGGUCAUCACUGUUCCGCCUUUCUACACCGCCGUGGAGCGCCAGGCCGUGCUUGACGCCGCAAAGCUGGCCAACCUCCGGGUUCGCUCGCUCCUCAACGACAACACUGCGGUCGCGCUCAACUACGCGCUCGGACGCACGUUUAACGAGACUGCCGACGCGCCGAAGCGUGUUGCCUUUUACGACAUGGGUGCCGGAGCCACCGUUGCUACCGUCGUCGACUUUUACGGCAAGACCGUCAAGUACGGAUACAAGAACAAGAAGAACAAGACUGUGACCGCUUUUGACGUCCGCGCCGUCGCCUACGACCGCCGCCUCGGCGGCCGCGACUUUGACGCUCGCCUUGUCCAGAUCAUGGCGGACCAGUUUAACGACGCCGUCGACUUUGACGUCCGCACCAAGGCUCGCGCCAUGGCCAAGCUCGACCUUUACGCCGCCAAGGUCAAGGAGGUGCUCUCGGCCAACACUGAAAUGUACACCUCGAUCGAGUCGCUUGUGGGCGACGCCGACUACCGUGGCCACAUUACCCGGGACGACUUUGAGCUGGCGUCGACAGACCUGCUCGCCCGGGUCACCCUCCCGCUGCAGGCGGUCCUCGCCGAACUCGGCCUCGAGCCGGCUGACCUCGACGAGGUUGUUAUGGUCGGCGGUGGUGGGCGCAUCCCGCGCAUCCAGUCGCUGCUGAUGGAGUUCCUGGGCCGCGACUCGCUCGAGAAGAAUGUCAACGCAGACGAAGCCGCCGUCCUCGGCGCCGCCUUCCACGGCGCCCGCCUCUCGUCGUCGUUCCGCGUCAAGGAAAUCGCCUUUGUCGACCGCCUCCUCCACCCCAUCGAUGUCGCCUACGCCGACGCCGUGUCUGGCGAAGCCACCGCUGUCACGGUCUUCCCCAAGGGCAACAAGCUCGACUCGAAGAAGGCCAUGACAUUUGUCCGCGACAGCGACUUUGACUUUGCGCUCGUCUACUCGGAUGCAACCUCUCUUGACGCGCCUGAGCUCUCCACCAUCGCCACCUACCGCGUCUCGGGCAUUGCCGACGCUGCCGCCCCGCACGCUGACACCAUGACCGAUGGCACUGUUCCGCGCAUCAAGGUCUCGUUCCACCUCGACGCGUCAAGCAUGCCGGUUGUGACCAAGGCCACACUGUACGUCAACGUUACCGAGCCCGUGGAGGCCGAGGCUGCCGCUGAUGCCGGCGCCGACGCUGACGCUGCUGUUGACACUGCCGCCGAUGCCGACGCCGACGCCGACGCCGACGCCGACGCCGACGCCAACGCCGACGCCGAUGUCGGCGCCGCCGAGCCCGCCGAGCCUGCAGGUCCCACGACCAAGAUGGUCAAGAUCCCGCUGUCGGUUGAGCGUGUGGCGGGCGCCCACAUGCAGGCAAUGGAGGCCGAGCACUUUGUCGACUCGCGCCGCAUCCUCCAGGCCAUGUUUGAUGCCGACAAGGCCAAGCGCGACCAGGCCGAGGCCAAGAACUCGCUCGAGUCCUUCAUCUACGCCACCAAAGAGCGGCUGUGGGACGAGGACAUUGAGGAGGUGACGACCGAGGAUGAGCGUGAUGCGCUCAUGGAGAAGCUCUCCGAGCUCUCGGACUGGCUCUACGAUGAGGGCGAGGACGAGACCACCGAGGUCUACACCGCCAAGCUCGCCGAGCUCAAGACCGAAACCGCCGACAUGCACAUGCGUGCCCGCGAAAUGGCGACCCGGCCCGCCGCCCGCGAUGCCCUCGCCACCCUGCUCACGCGUGCCCGCCGCAAGCUCCUCAAGUUCACCAACGAGACCGCCCGUCUCGAGGCCGAGCACGAGUACCCGCGCGUGACCCGUGAUGAACUCGCCGCCUUUGCCUCCCAGAUCAACCGGACGGCUGACUGGCUGGCCGAGACUGGUGCCGAGCAGGACACUCUCGAGCUCACCGCCAACCCGGUUCUCCUCACUAAGGCGCUCGAGGCCAAGGCCGAUACCAUCAACCGCAAGAUGACCUGGUACUCGCGCAAGCCCAUGCCGACUUCGUACCGCAAGCCCAAGCCGGUUCCGCCGGCCCAGCCCGUGCCCGAGGACACGCCUGAGGAGAACGAUCCGCCGGUCUUCACCACCAAGCCCUCCAACGAAGCUCGCCUCAACGACACGUACACCUACGUUUUCAACGUCACCGACGUCGACGAUGACGCCGCCGACCUCGCCGUCGACGCCACCACCCUUCCGACCUGGGCCUCGCUCGAGUCGUUUGGCAACGGCACUGCCGUUCUCUCUGGCGAGCCCGACGCGCUGGGCCACCACCCUGUCGACCUUGUGGUUAAGGAUCCGCAAGGUGCUACCGGCACGUAUUCGUGGUUUAUCUACGUCCGCCGCGCUGUCGUCGUCAAAAAGGCCGCGAAGCCGACCAAGGCUGCCGACGCUGAUGCGACUGAUGCUGGCGCCGACGCCGACAAGGAUGCCGGUGCCGAUGCCGAUGCCGGUUCUGCUGACGCUGAUGCUGCUGAUGCUGGUGCUGACGCUGCCGAACACGCUGCUGAGCCUGCCGAUGAUCGCGAUGAGCUGUAA